CGCCCGCCCGCCGCCCGCCCGCCCGCGCCGCUCGCCGCCGCAGCCCCGGGCCCGGGGAUUAUGCUCGAGCCAUGAGGCGGCUGCGGCGCUGCGCGACCGCGGCGCUGCUGCUGCUGCUGCCGCUGCUCCCGGCGCUCGGUUUCUGCGCCCAGGCUACUGUCGGAGCGCUGCGCUUUAAGGUGUCCCCCCAACUGCGGAGCCCGGACGCCCCCGAGGUCACCGAGCCUAGCAGGCUGGUGGGGAAAAGCUCCGGGGGAGAGGUCCGACGGCAGCAGCUGGACACCAGGGUCCGCCAGGAGCCGCCGGGGGGCCCGCCUGUCCACCUGGCCCGGGUGAGCUUCGUCAUCCCAGCUUUCAGCUCCAACUUCACACUGGACCUGGAGCUCAACCACCACCUCCUCUCCUCCCAGUACGUGGAGCGUCACUUCAGCCGGGAGGGGCCCUCCCAGCACAGCACCGGGGCUGGGGACCACUGCUACUACCAGGGGAGGCUCCGGGGGAACCCCCACUCCUUUGCCGCGCUCUCCACCUGCCAAGGGCUACAUGGGGUCUUCUCCGAUGGGAACUUCACCUACAUCGUGGAGCCCCGCGAGCUGGCUGAGCCUUGGAAAGCCCCCCAGGGACCCCUCCCACACCUCAUCUACCGGAUCCCUCUCCUUCCAGCUCCCUUUGGGUGCCAGGAACCAGGCUGCCUGUUUGCUGCCCCUGCCCGGCCUCCUGCAGACCUGCCCAGGCUGAGAAGGAAAAGGCAGGUCCGCCGGGGCCACCACACGGUGCACAGCGAGACCAAGUACGUGGAACUGAUCAUCAUCAACGACCACCAGCUGUUCGAGCAGAUGCGACAGUCCGUGGCUCUCACCAGCAACUUCGCCAAGUCCGUGGUAAACCUGGCAGAUAUGAUGUACAAGGAGCAGCUCAACACCCGCAUCGUGCUGGUCGCCAUGGAGACGUGGGCAGACGGGGACAAGAUCCAGGUGCAGGAUGACCUGCUGGAGACCCUGGCCCGCCUCAUGGUCUACCGGAGGGAGGGUCUGCCGGAGCCCAGUGAUGCCACCCACCUCUUCUCGGGCAGAACGUUCCAGAGCACCAGCAGCGGGGCCGCCUACGUGGGGGGCAUCUGCUCGCUGUCCAGGGGUGGCGGGGUGAACGAGUACGACAACAUAGGGGCCAUGGCAGUGACGCUGGCCCAGACGCUGGGGCAGAACCUGGGCAUGAUGUGGAAUAAUCACCGGAGCUCAGCAGGUGACUGCAAGUGUCCAGACAGCUGGCUGGGUUGCAUCAUGGAGGACACCGGGUUCUAUCUGCCCCGCAAGUUCUCCCGCUGCAGCAUCGACGAAUACAACCAGUUUCUGCAGGAGGGCGGCGGGAGCUGCCUCUUCAACAAGCCCCUCAAGCUCCUGGACCCUCCGGAGUGCGGGAACGGCUUCGUGGAGGCGGGCGAGGAGUGCGACUGCGGCUCGGUGCAGGAAUGCAACCGCGCCGGCGGGAACUGCUGCAAGAAAUGCACCCUGACGCACGACGCCAUGUGCAGCGACGGGCUCUGCUGUCGCCGCUGCAAGUACGAGCCGCGGGGUGUGUCCUGCCGAGAAGCGGUGAACGAGUGCGACAUCGCAGAGACCUGCACCGGGGACUCGAGCCAGUGUCCCCCGAACCUGCACAAACUGGAUGGGUACUACUGUGAUCAUGAACAGGGCCGCUGCUACGGGGGCCGCUGCAAAACCCGGGAACGGCAGUGCCAAGCGCUCUGGGGCCAUGGGGCCGCCGACCGCUUCUGCUAUGAGAAGCUGAACGUGGAGGGGACAGAACGGGGGAACUGUGGGCGCAAGGGGUCAGGCUGGGUCCAGUGCAAUAAACAGGACGUGCUCUGCGGCUUCCUCCUCUGCGUCAACAUCUCUGGAGCCCCUCGGCUGGGAGACCUGGGGGGAGACAUCAGCAGUGUCACCUUCUAUCAUCAGGGCAAGGAGCUGGAUUGCAGGGGUGGCCAUGUGCAGCUGGCUGACGGCUCCGACCUGAGCUACGUGGAGGACGGCACAGCCUGUGGCCCCAACAUGCUGUGCCUGGCCCACCGCUGCCUUCCUGCCUCCGCCUUCAACUUCAGCACCUGCCCUGGCAGCGGGGAGCGGCGUGUCUGCUCCCACCACGGGGUCUGCAGCAACGAAGGGAAGUGCAUCUGUCAGCCUGACUGGACGGGCAAAGACUGCAGCAUCCACAACCCUCUGCCCACGCCGUCACCCACGGGGGAGACAGAGCGCUACAAGGGUCCCAGUGGCACCAACAUCAUCAUCGGCUCCAUCGCCGGCGCCGUCCUGGUCGCGGCCAUCGUGCUGGGUGGCACGGGCUGGGGAUUUAAAAACAUCCGCCGAGGAAGGUACGACCCGACCCAGCAGGGGGCAGUGUGACGCCGGCCACGUCAUCCCUCCCGCUGUCCCUGUGUCCCAUCUCAUCCGUCACCGCAUUCUGUGGAUGGGGAGCUGGGGGCCGACCCCCGCUGCUGUCACUCCGGGGGUGGGAGAAGCCGCUCCCGGAAGACGUCUCCCUUGGCCUGCCCCCACCUUCGUCCCUCCCGCCCUCCCCGGGGUCAGACCCCCCCACCCCGGCCAGAUGGAGCUGGGCACUGUGUCCCCCACAGUCCGGCCCCGGGGCAGGGCGCCCCCCUCUGCGUCCCAUCUGUCGUGUGUUCCAUGUCGCCGCUGUCUGACCUCCCACCAGACCCCUCCCUGGCCAGCCUGUGACUUGCUGUCCCCGGCCCAGCACGGACCCACCAGGGCCUGGCUCGGGGGCGCCCCCUCUGGGCCUGCCUCCUGCCCCGCGCCCCUGACACCCCGUCUCCG
Molecule: messenger RNA, 2831 nt
Organism: Sorex fumeus (smoky shrew)
Lineage: Eukaryota; Metazoa; Chordata; Mammalia; Eulipotyphla; Soricidae
Gene: ADAM11
Product: ADAM metallopeptidase domain 11
Exons: 26
Coding region: 72-2399 (775 amino acids)
Biological process (GO): proteolysis
Molecular function (GO): metalloendopeptidase activity
Source: RefSeq, a predicted model, not a curated record